AUGUCCUAUCAUGUCGAUGGUAGCCACCUUCCCAGCCACGGCGACAGUGAAGCGCCUCGACCGCGACCGCGUUCAUUGAUGGCGAUCAACCAAUCGUCAUCAUACACGGACACCGCAUCCGCAUCCUCGUCACCGUCCGCGUCGAGGAAAGCAGCCCAUCGAUCGGCAGCAUCCAUCUCGUCGUUGUCGAGCCUCUCGCUGACGCAGAACGACUACCCCCGCCCCGGCACGCUCUCACCGACACCCAUGUCGCACUCGUACUCGCAGGCGUUCGCAUCCACGCUCGGCGAUCGAGACGACCACACCGCCAACCAGGCCACAACGAUCGCAAUCAGAGGUCCCGAGGGCGCCAUCAUGGACCACGCCAAGAUGCAGAACAAGGUCUUUUGCAACUGGUGCGUACAACGUGGGUGCGCAGAGGCCUCUUACACCAGGCCGAGCGCGCCUGCCGGCCCCCACCACCGUCUUGUUCGGCUGGCGUCAAAUCCCGAAGCGAGCAAUCGUUCAGGUUAACUGCGCGUAACAAGCUCUUGCUUGCUAACGGUGUCCACAAUCCGUUUAUGGCGCAUCUAUAGGGUCAACUCUCGCCUCGAACCGCGCGGAUUCGAGCCCGUGGUCAACCUCAGUCAAGAUUUUCAUGACGGCACAAAGUUGAUUGAGCUGGUGGUGAGCAUUGGCUUCCCGUUGUCUGCUUCUAUAUAGUCUGCUCUGAUUUUCAAGACCGCAUCUCAUUUCGGUUCUACAGGAAGCUUUGACCGAACAGUCUUUGGGCCGGUACAACCAGAUGCCGACCCAUCGCGUGCAAAAGUUCGAAAACGCCAAGCUUGCCUUGGACCGCAUCAAGGAGAUGGGCGUGCACCUCACCAAUAUUGGUGCCGAAGGUACAUUCUAAACCCCCUCCAUGUCCGGUCCAAAUCUUACUAUCUGAAUAUAUUUUUUACACUGCGGACCCUCAGAUAUCGUCGAUGGAAAUCUCAAACUCAUCCUAGGGAUGAUCUGGAGCAUGGUCUUGCGAUUUUCUAUCGCCGAUAUCUCGUGAGCCGUCACCUUCACAAAUUCGCAGUAAGGAUUAGAUGCUGAUCUCGCCUUUGUGUUGCUUUGAUGUAUACAGGGAGGAAGGUUCGCACGCCAAAGAGGGUCUCUUGCUGUGGUGCCAACGCAAGACGCAGGGAUACGAGGGUGUGGACGUCCAGAACUUUACGCGAAGCUUCCAAGAUGGGCUGGCAUUGUGAGUGGCCCGUGCUGUGAGACCCCAGAUGUGCCUGUCACCAAAUCUGACACUUAGACUGUGCUACUUCUUCAUAGCUGCGCUCUCAUUCAUCGUCAUCGACCGGACCUCAUCGACUGGGACUCUUUGCCCAAAGAUCCAAGGCGUGCCGCAGACAACCUGAGAAAGGCGUUCAAGAUCGCAGAAGAGAGGCUUGGCAUCAAGGUGCGCACAACACAUGCUAAUUUAUUUUGACAUGUCUCUGACUCGACCGAUCUGGUGCGCUAUCAUUAACAGCAAUGGCUCGAUGUCGAGGACGUCUGCAAUCGAAAACCCGACGACAAGUCCAUCAUGACCUACGUUGCCCAGUUCUUCCAUGCCUUCUCUACUACAGGUAAGCAGACACUACUCUUACACCGAUUCUUCAGCCGUCUCUCACGCCCGACAUAACGAACAGCCCAAACCGAGACCGAAGCUCGGGUGAUUGGCAAUUUCGUCGACAACAUGUCAUCGCUCAUGUCAGCCGUGCAUGAUUACGAGCGCCGCGUUGGACAGGUGAUUUGGCCAUUCCUGCCUUAGUAAUAUUUUUUGAUGCUUCAGCUGACAGAGCCGUUUGUGUAUUCUAGCUCCUUGACUCUUUUACAAUCGCGGAACAGGGAUGGUCUCAGCCGCUCCCACCACAAAUUUCGUUCGUUCAACUCAAGGCGGAGCAAACUGCGGUUGAAGAGUUCCGUCGAACCGAAUUGCGAGCCUGGGUGACUGAGCGUGUGGACCUAGCGACACUGCUCAUCAACAUUCAGACGAAACUCAAGACGUAUGGAUUGAGGGUCUACCAGCCAACGGAGGAGUACUCGAGCGAGGUGAGUCGGCUAACAAGGUUUGAUGGUCCUUGCCACGAUUCCUUCCCGAACUGAUGUUGGUAUUCGUUUCUGUCUCAGUACAUUGCUACGUGCUUGAACUCGGCCCGGAAUGCGGAAUUGGCACGGAAACAGCUCAUUUGUGGAGAAAUCAGGAGGUGCGAAUGAACGAACUCGAGCUCGGGUGGGAUUUUCCGAUGUGCUGACGAUGCCUCUUUGGAUCACGGCAGACUGCAAGACGAAGCGUUGGCGCACGUUGUCGAAUUGGCUGAAGCUCUGAGUCGGAAGAUCUCGACUCUCCACUCAAGGCUUUCUGGCCUCGCCGGGACGCUCGAUGUAUGUAUUUGCAUCACGUCUGUGAUGGGUGCCGUCCCCGCGCUGAAUCUGAAGUCGCUUUCGUCUCUUUGAACCCAGUCCCAACUCGAAUGCACACGCAUGGUGCUGUCGAGCCUCCCAUCGCUCACACACGGUCUCGACGCUCUGCAUGCAGCUGAAGAGAAUCUGAUCGCAUGUGAAGUCUCCCCUUUGGUCCCACGCGGCACCGUCCACUCGCACGAAAGCCUGGACUUCGAGCUAGAACUCGUGGCAUCAAGUGCGAAGGGACGUAUCGCGUUCAUUGACAACCAGGUCCGUUUGGCUUAAGGUCGAUGCAUGGCAAAGGUGGCUCUACUGACACCUGCUUUGCCCCAUCUCCUCAACUAGAUCAUCGCCCGGAAAGCUAGUUCUGUCUCGCCGGAGGAAAUGGAGGAGUUUGAAUCGGUCUUCCGCGCCUUCGACAAAGACGGGGACAAUCACCUCGCGCUCGAAGAACUGGAGGGAGCUCUAGGGGCUUUGGGCAUCUCGGAGAUCGUGAGUACUUGUGUCCCCUCGCUGUUGAUACAUGCGAUUCAGGGACGCCAGCUGACUGUUGAUGGCUCCUUGCGGUCAUGCCGUAGAAUUUGGCGGAGAUGCAUGAUUCGAAUCAGGGAGAACUGGUCUCGUUUUCAGAGUUUAUCACGUUCCUGGUGAGGAUCAUCACACCUCGCUCGAAUUGAGCGAUGCCCCCGUCGACUGACAGCGCUCUCACUCUACAUCCUCGUUGCAGGUUCAACGCAGCGAAGACCGAUUGACGGCCGAAAAAGUCCGGUCUUGCUUCCACUCCGCAGCGGCCAACAAGGUACGUUCCCUCGUAUUCCAAGAGCGCAGUCAUUUAAUGAAGACUCGCACAAUGCUUCACCUCUCGAUACCACAGGGCUACGUCACUGAACUCGAUCUGACCCGACUCGACUUGCCCACGACCUCGGUCGAGUUCCUCAAGGAAUGGAUGCCGCAAGUCGAGGUGGACGGAACCGAAGGGCAGAGUGAAGAGGGGGCCUGUUACGAUUAUGAGACUUUCUUGGAGACGUUCGUCGAUUAG
Messenger RNA from Microbotryum saponariae, 3460 nucleotides. NCBI's taxonomy places the organism in Eukaryota, Fungi, Basidiomycota, Microbotryomycetes, Microbotryales, Microbotryaceae. The record is from the annotation of a GenBank genome assembly.